CCAUGUAACUGCCCCUUUCUCCUUUCUUUUUCUUUUUCUUCUUCUUCUUCUUCUUCCCCCAUUUCUUCUUUCUUCCUCCUCGCUCUUUCCCUUAUCGUAAUAGCCCUGACUGACAGUACAAACAUUAUUUAUUGACGAAGAGCAAUCCCACCAAAUGGCGGUGCACUUGGCAACGACGCCCAUGUUUCUGGGCACGACAUCAUCCUUCGACAGAGGAAUUCCCUUCCUAGGGUUUCCCCUUGCUUCUACAUCCAGGCCGUACACUCGCGUUGACAAGGUAUCCAGGAUGAUUCUCUGCCAGAAUAAGCAGGCUGCUCUCGUACCGGCAGAGCAGCAAUGGAUGUUUGAUUGCAUCACUGGACCGGAUGUUUUAAAUAAAACAUGGUAUCCCAAAGCUUCAGACCAUGUUAACACAGAUAAGCCUUGGUAUGUCGUGGAUGCAACUGACAAGAUUCUAGGAAGAUUGGCUUCGACUAUAGCCAUUUACAUUCGGGGAAAAUAUUUGGCAACAUACACUCCUAGUGUCGACAUGGGAGCAUUUGUUAUAGUGGUGAAUGCUGAGAAUGUUGCGGUAUCUGGGAAGAAAAGGGUGCAGAAGCUCUACCGAAGGCAUUCAGGACAACCCGGGGGGAUGAAAGUGGAAACAUUUGAUCAGCUUCAGAGAAGAAUUCCUGAACGAAUUAUCGAGCAUGCUGUCCGAGGGAUGCUUCCUAAAGGACGUCUUGGAAGAUCAUUGUUCAACCACCUUAAGGUUUACGCGGGUCCAAACCAUCCCCAUGAAGCCCAGAAACCCGUCGACUUGCCGUUGAGGGAUAAGAGGAUACAAAAUCAGGGAUAUUAAAUAUGACCACCAUAGGUAUGUAUGUAUGUCUAUGUUGUUUCCAUGAACAAAACCUAACCUUUUGAGAGGCUAUUUACGGCUGCAGAUUUUUACUUAUAGAAAAGAAAGAUCUAUACUACCGAGAUCAAAUUGGUAUUUAGCUUAACGAAUAAAAAAAUUAUGUAAUGUAAUCAAGAUUUUAAAGUAAUAAAUAAGGUGGUGUAUGUAUUUUUAGUAAAAUACAAUAUAUAAAACUAUAAUUUAUAUACUAUAUUUGA
Messenger RNA from Andrographis paniculata, 1098 nucleotides. RefSeq names its product 50S ribosomal protein L13, chloroplastic-like. Gene Ontology annotation, biological process: translation; negative regulation of translation. The coding region runs from base 155 to 841 and encodes 228 amino acids. Gene Ontology annotation, cellular component: ribosome; cytosolic large ribosomal subunit. Gene Ontology annotation, molecular function: structural constituent of ribosome; mRNA binding. Lineage: Eukaryota; Viridiplantae; Streptophyta; Magnoliopsida; Lamiales; Acanthaceae. The transcript has 4 exons. The record is from RefSeq and is a predicted model, not a curated record.